This is a messenger RNA of Aspergillus eucalypticola CBS 122712, 762 nucleotides long. RefSeq names its product FMN-binding negative transcriptional regulator. Lineage: Eukaryota; Fungi; Ascomycota; Eurotiomycetes; Eurotiales; Aspergillaceae. The coding region runs from base 1 to 762 and encodes 253 amino acids. The transcript is spliced from 2 exons. The record is from RefSeq and is a predicted model, not a curated record.
AUGUUCUUUGCCAGUGCACAUGCCGAAUCUGAUGAGGAGGUGCUGCUCCAAUUCAUCAAGCAAAACCCUCUGGGUAUGCUCAUUACGGGCAUUGACUCCUCUGCCCAAGACUUUCUCCAAUGCACCCACGUCCCCUUCAACCCGUCGUCCAAUCCGCAACUACGUGCUCAUAUAGCCAAGCAGAAUCCUCAAGCCAAAGCCAUGUUCGAGCUUGCCAAUGGAGCACCACCGAGUAUGCUUCCGCUCGAGCGCGAUGUCCUGGUGGUAUUCAACGGACGCCAUGAUCACUAUGUGACCCCCAAAUUCUACACCGAGACAAAGCCCGACACCGGCAAGGUUGUCCCGACGUGGAACUACUCUGCCGUUCAAGUCUACGGAAAGCUCUCCCUGUUCUAUAAUUCCAGGACCCCAGAUGCGGGCGCCUUCCUGUCGAAACAAAUGCACGAUCUGUCAGAGCAAUGCGAGCGACGAAUCAUGGGAUUCAUUGGAGGGGACCGACCUCAGCCGUGGAAGGUUGCCGACGCUCCUGAGCGAUACAUUGACCUGAUGCAAAGGAAUGUGGUAGGAAUCAAGAUCGAGAUAACCAAGAUCGAGGGCAAGUACAAGAUGAGUCAGGAGAUGAGGCCCGGCGACCGGGACGGUGUGGUCAAGGGAUUCGCAGCCAUGGGAGGAGAGACUGGGAAGGCUGUUUCAGCUUUAGUUCAGGAACGGGGAGAGUUGAUUGAUAAGAAGAAGGCACUAAAGUCUUCGUCGAUAGAAUAG